GGCGGUUUAUCGGUAAUAAUUGCUGGAUGCGAGGGACGGCUAGAGGGGGCACGGUUUAGAAUCGCCAUGGCAGUUCGUUGAAUUAAAUAAUUCAUGUUUUUAUUUAUUUGUUUCACAGAAGCGUGAGGCGUUUUGUUUCCAGCGAGCAGCAUAAGGCUCUCUGCACGACACUGUGCAGUUGCGCGACUGAGAUGCAUUACCACCAUUGACCAAUAAUCAGUAUACUGCGCCGCUUUCGUUACCCAUGUGGUGGUGUUUCUAAUGCGUCUGUCAUGGCAUUUUACUCGGAAGGUCCUGUAGUAUUGCAACACAUGCGGGGAACCUUUAAAGCAACUCGCUGUGCUGUCGAUACCUUUUCCACGCAAUUUGCUCAAGUUACAGCCUCUCAAAACAAGACUGUUGAACUGCUGACGUGAGCUGCUCCUGUGCUCCAGUGAAGAUGAGCGAGCUCAAGGACUGCCCCUUGCAGUUCCACGACUUCAAGCCAGUGGAGCAUGGCAAGGUGUGCCCACGGUACACAGCCGUGCUGGGCCGCUCCGAGGACGAUGGCAUCGGCAUUGAGGAGCUGGACACCAUGCAGCUGGAGCUGGAGACACUGCUGUCCUCCGCUAGCAGGAGGCUCAGAGUGCUUGAGGCAGAGACACAGAUCCUGACGGACUGGCAGGACAAGAAGGGCGAUAAGCGCUUCCUGAAGCUGGGCAAGGACGUGGAGCUGGGUACGCCCACCAAGCACGGCAAGCCCAAGAAGCAGCGGCUGGACGGUAAGGGCAGCCAUGGGACGGGGCCGGGCCCAGGCAGGCCCAAAUCCAAGAACCUGCAGCCCAAGAUCCAGGAGUACGAGUUCACAGAGGAGCCACUGGACGCACCGCGCAUCCCCAAGAACGACGCCCCCAACAGGUUCUGGGCGUCGGUGGAGCCGUACUGCGCUGACAUCACCAGCGAGGAGAUCCGCGUUCUGGAGGAGCUGCUGAAACCACCCGAGGAUGAGGCAGAGUAUUACAAGGUGCCUCCACUGGGGAAGCACUACUCGAUGCGCUGGGCUCAGGAGGACCUGCUGGAGGAGCAGAAGGACGGAGCUCGUGCUGCUGCUGACAGGAAGAAAGGCAUGCUGGGAGCUCUGUCGGAGCUCGACUCCAAGGACGUGGACUCCAUGCUGAAGAAGGCAGAGUCUCAGCACGAGCAGCCAGAGGACGGCACCCCCUUCGGCCCCCUGACACAGCGCCUCCUGCAGGCCCUAGUGGAGGAGAACAUCAUCUCUCCCAUAGAGGACUCCCCCAUCCCCGACGUGUCUGGAAAGGACUUGGGGGCCGAUGGGGCCAGCACUUCCCCCCGCAGUCAGGGCAAGGCAUUCAGCGUGCCCCACACGAAGUCCCUAGAGGCACGGAUCAAGGAGGAGCUGGUCUCUCAGGGGCUGCUGGAGUCGGAGGACCGGCCAGCGGAGGACUCGGAGGACGAGGUGCUGGCUGAGCUGCACAAGAGACAGGCGGAGCUGAAAGCACUGAGCGCACAUAACCGGGCCAGGAAACAAGAGCUGCUGAGGCUGAGCAGGGAGGAGACGAAGCGCCAGGAGCUGAGGCAGAGGGUGCGCAUCUCCGAUAACGAGGUGAUGGACGCCUUCCGCAAGAUCAUGGCGGCGAGACAGAAGAAGCGCACGCCCACCAAGAAGGAGAAGGACCAGGCCUGGAAAGCACUGAAGGAGAGGGAGAGCAUCCUCAAACUUCUCGAUGGGUAGAGACACCCUCCCCUACUCCCUACCCACUACCAUCUACCAUUCAUAGACUCCAGAAGCUACAGACUGAUCACUCCACACAGUGAGCCGCUAGCUUUCCCAAGUGCAUGGGUUUUUAUAAUCAAUUCAACAACCCUUUCAAAGACGACCCCUGUCUGUCCACCGGGUGUUACUGUUGUGCCAUGCAGGCUGAGGAGAGUCUCUUCUGUGACUGAGUGUGAAAUCUGACAUUUUGUUUUUAAACUGAGAGUCCAAAUCUCUAAUUGUGAUAUUUCAUGUAUACCAGCAGCUGUUAUUUUAAGAGACAUUUUUGUAAAACCAGGAUUGAUUUCUGAAAAACCAGUUAAAAAAACACACCACCCUGCUGCAUGUUGUGCGUGCGCAUGCACAUUGAGGUACCGCUGCCUUCACAGUGGUUUUGUUUGGUGUUGCGUGUGCGUGCGUGU
Polyodon spathula (Mississippi paddlefish) is the source of this 2175-nucleotide messenger RNA. Its product is annotated as transcriptional adapter 3. NCBI's taxonomy places the organism in Eukaryota, Metazoa, Chordata, Actinopteri, Acipenseriformes, Polyodontidae. Gene Ontology annotation, molecular function: transcription coactivator activity. The transcript has 9 exons. Bases 440 to 1732 code for a protein of 430 amino acids. Gene Ontology annotation, cellular component: SAGA complex. Gene Ontology annotation, biological process: regulation of transcription by RNA polymerase II. The record is from RefSeq and is a predicted model, not a curated record.